Messenger RNA from Haliotis rubra (blacklip abalone), 4284 nucleotides. RefSeq names its product GTP-binding protein 1-like. The record is from RefSeq and is a predicted model, not a curated record. Gene Ontology annotation, biological process: translational elongation. Gene Ontology annotation, molecular function: translation elongation factor activity; GTPase activity; GTP binding. NCBI's taxonomy places the organism in Eukaryota, Metazoa, Mollusca, Gastropoda, Lepetellida, Haliotidae.
UAUUCACAGAUAUAGUCUGGCCGUCUUAUUGUAGGCGACAGAUUAAUGUACGAAGCUUUACGUAGCAAUAAGUUAAGAGAAACUUUGUUGCUCGAUUCGAUGUGGACAGAAAACAUUUAUGCAUCAAACGUUGUUGGGCAUGUGACGUGAAAUUCUUAAAGUGUAAUGUAGCUGUGUAGUUAUUAAAAUGUGAAGAACGGUCUUUCAAGUCAAAGAUCUGCACCUGACUGCCAAUAAUCAGGUUCACAGAUGGUCAGUGAGGAUCUGGUCUGACUGCUAACAGGUGUUUUUUCAACACCUAUCACCAAUAAACAUGAUUUUAAGGAUAUGAACUGAACUUACGUUAAUGAAAAAACAUUUUUGUCUAUUAUAUAAUACAUCAAUCGUACAGUCCACUUCCUGAUUAAGUGCACACCUUAGCCCUCAAAAAGAAAAGGACAUUUUGAUCAAGCAACUGGAUUUUUCAUUUCUGUGGAAAGAGAAGCACUAGUGUUUGCCACAAGCAUCAUGGCGUUUGCAGUUGAUUGCAAUGGUCGUGACUCUCCAUCUUUGGAGAAUGGAGAGAAUCUGUUUGGACCAGAAGAGGAAGUUGAUAUUGAUAUGGAGGUUGCACCAUUGGUAUCAAAGAAUGCCCUUGUGAGUCCUACCAAUGAAGAGUACGAGUCCCUUCUGGAAGAGAUCAAAUCUCGUGCAGAGGAUGGACAGGGAGAGACGAUAUUUGAGAUUGGAACUGGAGAGGGAGAAAAGCCUGGGUUGAAUGACCCUGAUUUCCUGGCAUCUGUAGCCACACUGAAGAGCAUUGCUGAGUCACUACAGAUGGAAAUUGUACCACUAAGGGAGAGAACUGCUGCAGAGGGGAAAACAGCUGAAUUCCUUCUCAGACGAAGAUUAGACUCUGAGGAUUUUAUGGAAGUCAGAGUGGCGGUUGUGGGGAAUGUAGACGCCGGGAAGAGUACCCUUCUGGGUGUGUUGACUCACGGGGAGCUGGACAAUGGUAGGGGCGUGGCCAGACAGAAGCUAUUCCGACACAAGCAUGAGAUGGAGUCCGGCAGAACCAGCAGCGUUGGCAACGACAUUCUGGGCUUCGACACAACAGGAAAUGUUGUCAACAAACCCGACCAUGGGCCUGACUGGAUCAAAAUAUGUGAAGAAGCAGCUAAAGUUAUCACCUUCAUAGAUCUUGCUGGACACGAGAAGUACCUGAAGACAACAGUGUUCGGGAUGACUGGACAUGCCCCAGACUUUGCCAUGUUGAUGGUCGGCUCCAAUGCCGGAGUGAUCGGCAUGACAAAGGAGCACUUAGGUCUGGCUCUUGCUCUUAACGUCCCUGUGUUUGUUGUGGUCACUAAGAUCGACAUGUGUCCUCCCAACGUGUUACAAGACACACUCAAGUUGUUACAGAGGAUACUGAAAUCACCAGGCUGUCGGAAAAUACCUGUACUUGUUCAAAACAAAGAUGAUGUAGUUUGUUCAGCAACCAACUUCACAUCAGAAAGGAUGUGCCCAAUCUUCCAAGUAUCCAAUGUCACAGGGGAAAAUCUAGAUUUGUUAAAAAUGUUCCUCAACUUGUUAUCAACACGAGUGAAAUGCGACAUGCAGAAGCCAGCUGAGUUCCAGAUAGACGACACAUUCUCAGUUCCUGGUGUAGGGACAGUGGUUUCAGGGACGUUACUCCAAGGCUACAUCAGACUGAACGACACGUUACUCCUGGGGCCUGAUGCCCUGGGGCAGUUCAUGCCUAUUGUUGUCAAGAGUAUACACAGGAAGAGGAUGCCGGUGAAGGAGGUCAGGGGAGGGCAAACUGCAUCAUUUGCACUCAAAAAGGUGAGGAAACGUUCCGGCCACGCCAGCGCCGUCGCACAGAACACGCGGCAGCAGAGAGCAACCAAAAAGGCGCAAGAGAACAAGCACCAGAUUAAUCCUCAGAACGAGCCUCAGAAACCUAGCAAACGGAACCGAAGAUCAAGACAUCGGCAUGACGAUCACCAUGACGAAGGGAAGGAGAACGCAGAACAUGGGAGUCCAAGUGUGAACGCUAGUGUAGGGAACGCCACCUCGGCAGCAAGCACAUCCAAAGCACCAUGAACAGUUGACACAAUCGGUGAUGGUUGUAUUUUAUAAUUUGAAACACAUUGAGCUGUUAUGACAUCAGUUGUGCAUCUGCUGAUCACAUUAAUGAAUUAAACUAUAGAAUCUACGUGUACAGAUGAGAAGUAUUUAUACAUUGUGUGGAAUAUCCUUGAAAUUCCUGUUUUUUAAUUGUUUAUGGUAACUAAUAAGAAAAACAAAACAAGACGUGUUAGGGCAAAACAGCGUCCCUGUGUGGCAGCAAUACUAAUAAUUAUAAUCUGUUUUAUCUAUAUUUGUCCUGUUUGUUUCCUUUACAAGUCUUUAGUUUCUUUACACUUCACUAAUAUGUCUUCUGUUCACCUCCCUUGCUUAAUUGUUAUAGUGGUAUUGCCAGCAGAAUAGGAUGCCUGUACCCCUUCAUCAUUAAAGAAGACCAGAUGAUAAGUAGGAAGUAACCCUUGCCUUUAUUACAAAAUGACAUAUACAGUGAGACCCUGGAUACCCAGACCCCAAGUAUCCGGAAACCUCGCCUUCAGGUCGAUUUUCAUAAAAACAAAAAAUCUCCGACGUUAUAAAAGUGACCGUCUAUAACGGAUAUGCGGUUUCCGUUUGCGGACGGUAAAUUUUACAAACCAACCACCUAAAUCAACACAAACCUGGACUCACUUAUCCGCUCGAAGCUUUGAUCUUCCGCUGACCGUGUGAAGUGAAGCGCGAAUGUCCCACGUGUCUUGACACGAGACAAGUUCUGCUAAUCCAGAUUAAUGACCAAUCAGCAGGGUAUUGGUGGUGAUUCGUAGACACAGAGUGACACAGAGUGUAAUUGGCAAAUCAAAACGACCACGCUGUUUUAAAUGUGAUUUUAAACCAGAAGUGUAUGCUCGCUACCGUUUCAACACCAAAACCUGGAUGACAGAAAUCCAGAUAUCCGGAUAUUCAGUUAUCCAGACGAUUUACGCAAAAAUGAAAGUGUCUGGAUAUCCUGGGGCUCACUGUACAAUGGUCCCAACCACCUGUGGUAUAGUUUAGUCAAAAUGCAUUAACAAACUAUUGUUAUGAAAAACUCAAAUUAAUGGUCCCUUUGAAUUUGUUAUAACUGUUGAUUGCAUAUAUUUUCUUCUCCAGAUUACAGAGUCAGUGGUUGAAUUAAAUUUUUUGGAACACUGGGUCUUAUUUAAACAAUUUGUAAGGAGUAAGAAAAUGUUGGAUUGUUAUCAGCAAAAGUAAAGGGGUUUCCCAGAUUCUACUUUGAAGUAAGUUUGGCAUUACAGAUAUUAGCUCACAAAUCAGUGGAAAGAUAUACAUGCAGAUUUUGAAUCCAGUUUUGUGAAACUUUUUGGAUAUCUACUAACAAAAAUAUGAAACACACCUGCCUUAAAUGGUCUCUCCAGCAAGCUAGGUGGGUAUGGUGUGUGAUAGCUCUCGUAUAACCUUGACAAAAUGGUGGACUGACCUCCCCUUGGCUGCUUGUUUCCAUGAUCCUAUAAUCCAGGGUUGGUAUUCCAGAUUCACACUGAUUCUGAUAUUUGUUUUUCUUAUUGCCAUAGCAAUGCUUUGGAUUCUCCAAAAUGGUAAACACCUACAGACUGUAUGUUAUCAGGCAUGUCUCUCACUGAAAAUGACACUGGUUUAACUGUAAUACUGUUUUUGCUGCAGAAAACCACAGUUCACUCUCUCUAAAUAGAAUGGGGGGCGGUGGGGUAGCCUAGUGGUUAAACUGUUGGCUCGUCACGCCGAAGACCCGGGUUCGAAUCCCCACAUGGGCACAAUGUGUGACUCCCAUUUCUGGUGUUCCCCGCCGUGAUGUUGCUGGAAUAUUGCUAAAAACGGCAUGAAACCAAACUCAGUCAGUCAGUCAGUCUAAAUAGAAUGGGAUGAGCAUUAGGGAUCAAAUUCCACAUUGCACUUUUCAAUAAGAUAUGGACAUUUAUUAUGUUAAUUUGUUUAGUACAGUUAGGUGGGAAACUCAAGGGUGAUGAAAUUUGUUUUGUAGUUUUAUAGAUUACAAACUUGAAUCAUGUUAAUGUUGAGUCAGUUGAAACACAGUGACAUCAAGAUUUUCUGGUCAGAUGACCAGCCUGUGUUUGAUUGAAGUAACAGAUACACAAUUAUUAAUUAACAGGAAUAUUGCAAAAUUACUGUUAGUGAUUCUGGGACAUCUAAGUGGUUCUGGAUUGUUGAGUAUAACAAUAAAUCGCUGUGGUUUACAACAUA